CUGUAGAUGGAAAGUCCCCUUCUUCUUCUUCUCUCUCUCUCAAAUGCACAGUUUCUCUCUCUAAGAAAUUCCCGUAUACGUUGCUUUCCUUAUACUUCAAAUGGCUGAUACGUAAUCUCUUUAUAGAGACAAUAACCAUAUACACACUGCAACCAAACUCCAUUACCCUUAACCAAGCUCCACCUUAACAGAAAUCAUUCACUGCCAUUGAAGCUCUCUCAAAAGCUCAACUGCUCACCUGCUUCAACCACCCUUUUCAUUCCUCUUUCUGUAACAAAUAAUCAAAACCCACUUCUCUUUCUCUGUUUUAGACCUGGGUUUUAUUCAAUUUCCUCAUUUUUUCGCUGCUUUUUCUCGUUAUGGAGAUACCCACCGGACCUGGAGUUAGAUCCAGUCCCAUGGUACCUCAACCUGACGAGACUGGUCUCGAUUCUGUCCAAUUCGGUGAAGAUAUCCAGCACUUAAUCUCUGUGCCGCCGGAAAAUGCCAGUUCCUUCACUGCCCUUCUCGAGUUGCCGCCUAAUCAGGCUGUGGAGCUUCUACACUCGCCUGAUUCGACUCUCAGGGCCCGAACCGUUAUCGAUACCCAUCAUCAUAAACCGUAUUUACAGCCGCACUUCAAUGGUGCGAGUUUGUCGUUUCCUACUAACAGUGGUUUGAUAGAGCGAGCUGCGAGAUUCUCGGUGUUCGCCGGUGAGAAUUUGAACAACACUAGUAAUAAUUCGGCGGAGACGAGCUCAGUGCCAUCGAAUUCCAGUGCGAAUCUCGAGAAAGUCGUGAAGAGUGAACCUGCCGAGGCCGAAUCCUACCUGAAUCCAUCACAGCCAUUGGUUUCUGAUCCGACAACAGUUGAGAACGAGGCGCAGAAUCAGAGGCCGGUGAAGAGGAAGGAGCGAGAGAAGAAGGGUAAAGGCUCGACAAAGAAGAGUAAAAGCUCCGGGAAUGAUAACUCUGAAGAUGCUGAGAAGCUUCCUUACGUUCACGUUAGAGCUCGUCGUGGUCAAGCCACAGACAGCCAUAGCCUGGCAGAGAGAGCAAGGAGAGAGAAGAUAAAUGCAAGGAUGAAGCUUCUUCAAGAGCUGGUCCCAGGCUGCAACAAGAUUUCUGGUACAGCAUUGGUACUGGAUGAGAUCAUCAACCAUGUACAGUCUCUACAACGCCAAGUGGAGUUCUUAUCAAUGCGAUUGGCAGCAGUUAACCCAAGAAUUGAUUUCAAUCUUGACAGUAUAUUAGCUGCAGAAGGUGGAUCUUUAAUUGACAGUAAUUUCCCCAGCAUGGUUAUGCCUUUGAUGUGGCCAGAAGUCCAGGUUAAUGGCAACAGACAAAAUUAUCAACAACAAUGGCAAUUUGAUACAGUUAACCAACCUGUUUGGGGAAGAGAAGAAGACGGCUAUAACUUCAUUACUCCAGAGAACUCCCUUUUGAGUUAUGACUCCUCGGCCAAUUCAGCCACUCUGCAUUCAAAUCCAUUGAAAAUGGAGCUGUGAGAGCGGAAUAAAUCUGCAUUGACUGCGUGUAUAUAUUCAAAUAUUAGCAAUUAGCAGCAAAGUAGAGAGGGAGGCCUCAACAUUCAUCUCGGGUUUCCACGUGUGGUCGAUUUACCAGUGGGUUGGAGACUCGGAAUUCUCUCAACUGGAGAUGACAAAUUUCAACAUGUUAUUCUCAUAAAUAUAUAUAUUUCUUAUAGUUCAGUGCAUAUAUAUAUAUAAUAUAUACUAACUCUCUGAGAGUCAUUCAAUCAAAUACUUGAGCUUGCAAGAUGAAUGAUUGAUUGAUUGAUUGAUUGAUUCAUAUUGUAGAAACGCAGAAUGAUCCAUCAUCCCAUUCCUUGACUAUUAUGGAAGUACGGCUUCUUUUGUGUUGCA
Messenger RNA from Manihot esculenta (cassava), 1865 nucleotides. RefSeq names its product transcription factor bHLH48. Bases 360 to 1487 code for a protein of 375 amino acids. Gene Ontology annotation, cellular component: nucleus. Lineage: Eukaryota; Viridiplantae; Streptophyta; Magnoliopsida; Malpighiales; Euphorbiaceae. Gene Ontology annotation, molecular function: DNA-binding transcription factor activity; protein dimerization activity. Gene Ontology annotation, biological process: regulation of DNA-templated transcription. The record is from RefSeq and is a predicted model, not a curated record. The transcript is spliced from 7 exons.